CGUGUACCCAAGAAAAAUAGAGUAUAAAUUGCAGAAUUGUGCUAGCAAAUUGAUAUAUUUCCAACGUAGCUCCUCCAGACAGUGCGAAUCAAUCUAUCAGGAUGGUUUUGAUGACAAUGAUAGGCCGUGUUAUAGACGGCUUACCCCUCGCAGCCUCGAUGCAAAGCGACCAAGACAAUACCAAGGACUACCAAGCACAGGCUAAGUUGCUGUUCAGAAAGCUCACAGAUCACUCGCCAGCAAGAAGUAGUAUUGAAACUGGGCCAAUGAUGUUUCAUUACAUUAUGGAAAAUGGGGUGUGUUUCUUGACACUAACAGAAAAGACUUUCUCAAAGAGAGCAGCAUUUAGUUUUCUUGAAGAACUAUCUUCUGAGUUUCACAGGGAAUUUGGUUCCAAAGUAGCCACAGCAACCAGACCCUACUCCUUCAUUGAGUUUGAUACAUUUAUUCAAAAGGCAAGAAAAAACUAUCAAGAUUCAAGAACAAGAAGAAAUCUAAACAGAUUAAAUGAUGAACUCCAAGAUGUACAGCGAAUCAUGGUUCAAAAUAUUGAUGAUGUUCUUCAAAGAGGGGAACAACUUUCAGUGCUGGAUGACAAGGCAGGAAAUUUACGGUUCCAGUCAGAAAAAUACAAGAAAGAUGCAACAUACCUAAAUCUUCGCUCUGCCUAUGCCAAAUAUGCUGCUGUAGGAACAAUUUUUGUUGUGCUAUUAAUCUAUGUUCGAUUCUGGUGGUUUUGAGAAAUUAUUAGAGACUUGUUUCAUGACAUAAAAUGUAAAAAUAAUAUAACUAUAUUAUAAUUACCAGUGGAAUUAAACCUGCUAACUAUUUCUAUGAAAUAGCAGUUAGCUCGGUAAAACAUACAAAAUUUUACAUAUUGCUCUAUCCCAUGAAUUGUGCUCUUCUUGUUUUUCAUUUAACUCUAUUUAACACCAGUACUAGUAAAUUGCAUUCUAAUGGUCAGAACAUUUUACCAAUGUAAUGCCAUCAAACUAAUCUCAGUAUUAUACUGGUUCCUGUUCAUUGCAAUACCAAACUGUCUCCAUGGUAACCUUUUGCCCCAUCUAGUCUAAGUGAUUCUCCUUUCUGGCUGUUUAAUUACACCAAAUUGCACAAGAAAUCAUGUUGUUACUUGUUAAUAAUUUACAUGAAAAAAGCAUCACAGAAAGUCAAAACAUGUCACAUGAAAAUGCACUCAUUUUCAGCCAAUCAGACAUGCGUUCCUUUUUCAUGUACAUUCAGUUGGAAGUGAUUUAAUUGAUUGAUCAGCUUUACUUCACCAGUCCUAUGUACUCUUAUUCUUUAAUGUUGUAAUAGAAAGUUUGUAUUAUUUUUCCUUUGUCUUGAACUGUCUUACUAAUAGGAAUUAGGCCAUACAGGGAGAAAAAUCAAAAUGCAGAAAAAAAAAUAGCCCACAGAAAAAUUCCUUCUCAGUUUGAGAAAUGUUUUUCUCACUCUACAAACAUUUAGAUGUCACUCCCUGUAUCCCUAGUGUUGGUGGUUCUUUACUGCUACACUGGCUCACCCCCAGUUGUGUUAACUGACACACAACAUAUAGGAACAAUUUGCAACUACCUUUUACCUAUCUGCUAAAUGUCAUACAGGAUAUCUCAGAGUGAGUCAGAGCAAACAGACUGUCUUUUACUCUGUGUUAUAAAGGAGAAAACUUCAUUUGGAAGAAGUUAUAAAAAAAUACUAUUUCAGGUUUUUGUUUCAUAUGACAUCACAGAGAAUCAAUAUUACAUUUUAAUAAAAAUGUGUAGAAUUUAAAUGA
Stylophora pistillata is the source of this 1774-nucleotide messenger RNA. RefSeq names its product vesicle-trafficking protein SEC22b. Gene Ontology annotation, cellular component: membrane. Gene Ontology annotation, biological process: retrograde vesicle-mediated transport, Golgi to endoplasmic reticulum; endoplasmic reticulum to Golgi vesicle-mediated transport. Gene Ontology annotation, molecular function: SNAP receptor activity. The record is from RefSeq and is a predicted model, not a curated record. Lineage: Eukaryota; Metazoa; Cnidaria; Anthozoa; Scleractinia; Pocilloporidae.